Molecule: messenger RNA, 1744 nt
Organism: Carassius auratus (goldfish)
Lineage: Eukaryota; Metazoa; Chordata; Actinopteri; Cypriniformes; Cyprinidae
Product: monoacylglycerol lipase ABHD12-like
Exons: 13
Coding region: 440-1486 (348 amino acids)
Biological process (GO): monoacylglycerol catabolic process; phosphatidylserine catabolic process
Cellular component (GO): endoplasmic reticulum membrane
Molecular function (GO): monoacylglycerol lipase activity; phosphatidylcholine lysophospholipase A1 activity
Source: RefSeq, a predicted model, not a curated record
UGAAAAUGAAUCUUGAAUAUGAAUAAUGCCAUUGUAAUAUUGUUUUUUUCUUUCUGAGAAUUUUGAACUUUAAAAAUUAAAUGUGUGGUAAUGUAUGCUACAACUGUGCCAUAAAUCUAGCCUAACUAUAGAACAUGUCUUUCUACAUAAAACACUUAACUUAUUAAAAAUUAUUUCAACCUAUGCAAAGUAAAAAAAAAAAUAAUAAUAAUAAUUGCAUUAAAGCAUAUCAGGAGCAGUGUAUAUUCAUAAAUCACACCAAAAUGAUGUAGCAAAAUCUAGAGUGGAAAAAAAAAUCUUCAAAAUGUGUGUACAUAAGCCCUGCCCAUGCUCUUUGCUCUUUGCACCUAUUCACUUCCAUGAAUUGCAUGGUUUGUUUGUCAAUUAUUGCCAAUGUUAUGAGUAAAGUAAAUAGAAAGAGUGUCUCUUGCUCUUCAGAAUGAAGAAAAGAAUCAAUAAAUCUGAAAGGAAAUUUCUGUCUGCAGGAAGAUUGCAACAAUCUGGUCAGAAACCUAAGGAUUUAAACGUGCAUGCAAGAUCGCAGUGGCGAUGGACUAACAUGUUCCUACUUUCUCUCUGCAUCUUCUCUGCAUCAAUACCAUUUCUUCUGCAUAUCUUCUCUGCCUCUAUUGACCUCAGCCGACCAUCAGAUAUAGGGCUCAAUCACACUAUAAACAUGUACCUCACACCUGAGCAGGGGGUGAGGGUGGGCGUGUGGCACACUGUACCCGAACAUAGAUGGAAGGAGGCGCAGGGGAAGGAUCUGGACUGGUAUGAGAAAGCUCUGGGGGACGGAUCGCCCAUUUUCAUCUACCUCCAUGGCAAUGGGGGCAACAGAUCUGCACUGCAUCGAAUUGGAAUUGCAAAUGUCUUGAGUGCUGUUGGAUAUCAUGUUUUGGUGAUGGACUACAGAGGUUUUGGGGACUCCACUGGUGAGCCUACAGAGGCCGGUCUGUGUACUGACGUCUUAUAUUUGUACCACUGGGUUAAGGCACGCAGUGGAAACAGCCUGGUGUGUGUGUGGGGUCACUCGCUUGGUAGUGGCGUUGCAUCUACCACUGCAGUUAAAUUACUAGAACAAGGAAAAGAGUUUAAUGGAAUAAUUCUUGAGGGUGCAUUCCUAAAUGCAAGGAUGGAAACAAAUAAACUUACUGAACACCCUUUUACCUGGUUUUAUAGGAAGUUCCCAUAUAUUCAGUACCUCUUGUUCAAUCCACUGAAAAACAAAGAUUUGAACCUUCCAACUGAUGAGAAUUUGCAAAAAAUUCGAACUCCCCUCAUGAUUCUCCAUGCUGAAGAUGACCAUCUAGUGCCCUUCACCUCAGCUCAGGAGAUCUACAGAAUUGCAAAAAAGGCCCAAAACUCAGAUGAGCGUGUUAAGCUAGUACGAUUUGAUGGAUCGCUUGGAUACCUUCAUAAUGGGCUGUAUAAAGACCCUGGUUUGCCAAAUAUUAUAAGGGAGUUUGUGCAGUCACUGAUGAUAUGAGAGACACACACAGAAGGAGGAGGAUAAACCAACUAAUAACUGGCUAAAUAGCUGUACAACUGGUGCUAUAACUGUACAUUUAGUUGUUUUAAACAGUAUAUGCAUUUCUUGAAUAUAAAACAUUGCAAUGUCUGAAGUAAAUUUGACAGAAUUCCCCCAUAGGUUGAAUAUAUUGUCUAGUUAUUAUUUGUAACAUUAAUUUCUUUCAAUACUCCUUUUUUCACGAUGCAUAAUAAAAUCAGUUGUAUAGUUUCUUGA